AGAUUAUUCCAACAGCCUCUAAAAAAAGCUCUCCACUUCACGCUGUGCUCAGAGAGAGGUAGUGUGAAGAGGACUGGCUGUGGAGAGCUUGGCUGCCUGUUGCAUUGGCGUGAUGGUAUUUUACCGGAUACUUCUCCUGCUAUCUGUGGCCUUAGCCUCCGCGGCAGCGCGCGGUUCUGAGCGGACAAAAAGAGGGUUACUGGAGCUGGCAGGAGCCAUCAAAUGCAGCACGGGGAGAUCCGCUUUGGCUUACAUGAUGUACGGCUGCUACUGUGGUCUGGGUGGUCAAGGCUGGCCCAGGGACAGGGCCGACUGGUGUUGCCACAGGCAUGAUUGCUGUUACGGAGAGGCGGAACUUCUUGGCUGCCAAACCAAAACAGACCAGUAUCAGUGGACGUGCGAGGACAAGAAAGCUGAGUGUGAGAAUUUGGAAGAUAAAUGUGAGAAGCUGCUGUGUAAAUGUGACAGAGAGGCUGCCAAGUGUUUGAGAAAAUCGCCUUACAUCCGGAAGUACGCCCUGUGGCCAGAUUUCAUGUGCGGCUACGAGCAUCCAACAUGUAAUAUGUACUGACGCUACAAUUGCAUAGUCACGAUUUUGGUGCCUUUUAUACAAUAAAAGCUCAUAAAUUACUACAUAUAUUAAUAGUAAGACAUUUUUGUUCAACAUAUUUUUAAUUGUAAGCAUUUUACGCCUCCUUUAAUGAAAAUGUGAUGUUUGCAGUAUAUAAGACUGUAUUUUUGCAGAUGCAUUAUUGUUAUAAUAAAAGCUUAAACUCCUAUUAAAGCCAGAAAAGA
Molecule: messenger RNA, 795 nt
Organism: Cololabis saira (Pacific saury)
Lineage: Eukaryota; Metazoa; Chordata; Actinopteri; Beloniformes; Belonidae
Gene: pla2g10
Product: phospholipase A2 group X
Exons: 4
Coding region: 113-571 (152 amino acids)
Biological process (GO): arachidonate secretion; lipid catabolic process; phospholipid metabolic process
Molecular function (GO): calcium ion binding; phospholipid binding
Source: RefSeq, a predicted model, not a curated record